ACUCGUUCGCAUGCAAAGAAAUACAUAUAGCCUAGGAUUAACCCUGUGCUGCAAAGAUCGAGCCGCGUUCAUUUGCGUGAAGAAAGGCGAAGAGGAUUCGUUGUUUGCCAUAACCUUUUGAUAUGUUCGGUAGACUGAGUGGCGAGAACCACUGAUUUUUGAGAGAACGUAUCUUCCCAAAUUACUUCAGAUAAGUACUCGGGGAUUCACUGACAGGAAUCGAGUUGGCUUUGCAGGGUUAACUACCGUUUUUCUCAUUUCCUUAAAAAAUAACAAGACUAUAUGCUACGUAAUUUAAAAACGGCAGCAUCAACUGCGAUUCGUUUAUGAUCGGUUAUCUAAUGAGCGUCUGCAUCGCCAAACUGGUACGAUUUCGAGAGAAUGAUGGGGAUAAAUAAUACGACGAUUUAUGGAUUGUCUUUCAGUGGACGGAUUUUAUGUUUUUUUAAUUUCUGGGGUCUUUGAACCUGGGGUGUAAGGGCUGUACCGGUCUGUACCUGCCCCUGGAAACAUCGAAAGAAGCAUCAACAGUAGGCUAAUUUCAGACAGUCAGCCUCUUAAGAGCUACAGCGAACUGGUCGAAGUGAAAAGUGCUGGACAAAGACAGAGGUGCUGCCUCUCUAGGGCAUUAUGGACUUCUCUAUGGGAUUCUUCCUUCUGUGGGUGCUCUUGCUAAAGUCAGCGAUAUGUGUUAUAGGUGGCAUCCUCUACCAUGUGCGAGAAGAACAGCCGCCCAGUACAUUGAUAGGUAGUCUGGCAGGUGACCAGGGCUUACCAGACACUGGACAUCUAUACAAGUUGGAGGUGGGCGCCCCUUACCUGAGGGUGGAUGGCAAAACAGGGGAGAUAUUCACCACUGAGAUCCCCAUAGACAGAGAAACACUGAAAGAUUGCCGAAUCAAAGGAAAGCCCUGCUUUCUGGAGUUUGAGGUGUCCAUCACUGACCUCAUCCAGAAUCAGAGCCCCCGGCUGAUUGAAGGACGGAUUGAGGUGCAGGACAUCAAUGACAACACCCCGCAGUUCGCCUCACCUGUCCUCACUCUCUCAGUGCAAGAGAACACACACAUGGGGGCCACUUUUUCCAUCCCGCUGGCCACUGACAAAGACACGGAGAGGAAUGGAGUAGCUGACUAUGUCCUGACUGCCGGGCCAGAGGCGCUUGCCCUCUUUGACCUGCAAGUGACGGAUGACAGGGGAGAGAAAUUGCCUCAGCUCAUUGUGAUGGGCAACCUGGACAGGGAGUUGAAGGAUUCCUAUGACCUAAACAUUAAAGCUAUGGAUGGGGGGAGCCCUUCUCGCCACAGCAGUGCCUUGCUGCGAGUUAUUAUCACUGAUGCUAACGACAAUGCGCCCAAAUUCGAGAAAUCCUCCUAUGAAGCCGAAGUCUCUGAGAACAGCCCUGUUGGACACUCCGUACUGCAGGUCAAGGCCAAUGACUCAGAUCUGGGAGCAAAUGGUGAGAUUGAGUACACCAUCCAUCAGGCUGGAGAUCCAGUGCCCAAGCUUCUACAGAUUGACCGUUCUACAGGCAUCAUAUAUGUCAAAGGCCCACUGGAUCGUGAGGAGAUCAACAGCCUGACGUUUCAUGUCCUGGCAAGAGACAAAGGCCCCUCCCCCAAAAGUUCCACAACAUAUGUUUCUAUCGAGAUAACGGACCAGAACGACAACGCACCUGCUGUGGAAAUCCGUGGUAUUGGUCUUAGGACUCAUAGUGAUGGGGUGGCAAACAUCUCAGAGGAUAUGCCUGUAGGCACUGCAGUGGCCUUGGUGCAGGUUUCAGAUAAAGAUGAGGGAGAAAACGCAGUGGUGACCUGUGUGGUAGCAGGCGACGUUCCAUUCCAGCUUCGGCCAGCUGGCGAUUCCUCCAUCGACAACAAGAAAAAGUACUUCCUGCAAACCACCACACCCUUAGACUAUGAGCGAGUCAGGGACUACAGGGUGGAGAUCGUGGCCGUGGACUCUGGCAACCCAGCUCUGUCCAGUACAAACUCUUUGAAAGUGCAGGUGACUGAUAUGAAUGACAAUUCUCCCAUAUUCUCACCUCCCCUGUUUGAGGUUGAGUUUGCUGAAGAGAACCAACCAGGAGAGAAGGUUCUGGAUGUCAUUGCUGUGGAUGCUGAUAGUGGCACUAAUGCAGAACUCGUGUACAGCAUUGUGGCUGACUCCUCAAUGAGGGGCCUCUUUGAGAUUGACCCCAGCUCAGGGGAAGUGCGAGCUAGAAGCCCACUGGACCGUGAACAUAAGGAGCGCUAUGAGUUCCGCGUCACUGCGGCGGACAAGGGUGUCCCCAGCCAUAGGGGAACCGCGAUGGUUGUGAUCAAGGUGCUGGACAGGAACGACAAUGAUCCAAAAUUUAUGCUCAGCAGUUACAGCUUUUCUGUCUUGGAGAACAUGCCCCCUCUCAGCCCGGUCGGCAUGGUGACUGUGUUAGACAUGGACAAAGGUGAAAAUGCCAAAGUGCAGCUCUCUGUGGAGCCAGAUGUUGGGAAGUUUGUAGUCCAGAAUGGCACAGGAACCAUCCUGUCCAGUAUCUCUUUUGACCGGGAGAAAGAAAGCAGCUACACUUUUCGACUGCAAGCAGUGGAUGGAGGAGACCCUCCCAGGUCCUCCUACGUUGGCGUGACCAUCAACGUCCUCGAUGAAAAUGACAACGCACCCGUUGUCACGAAACCUGCCAAUUCGUCUUUUAGGAGGCUGUCUCCCCUGGCUGCACCUGACAGCAUUGUCGAGGUGGUGGAGGCAGAAGACAUGGACUCUGGUGCUAAUGCCGAGCUGGUGUACAGCAUCGCUGGCGGGAACCCUCAUGAGCUCUUCUACAUCUCUCCCUCUGAUGGGGAGAUAAAACUAACCAAGGAACUGACUCGAAAACAUGGGGGCUUGCAUCGCUUGGUAGUGAAAGUGAGUGACAGGGGUAAGCCUUCACGGCAUGCCAUUGCCUUGGUGCACGUCUAUGUCAAUGAGACCAUUGCCAAUGUGAGCCUAGUGGAGGCUCUGGUAGGCCACAGUUUAUACACCCCAUUGGACACGGACAUCGCCGGUGACCCUGACUACGGUUUGGCCACCCAGAGAAGCAACAUCCUGUAUGGUAGCUUGGCUGGCGUGGCAGGCGUUGUGACGGUCAUCAUAGUGGUAGUCUUCAUCAGGCAUCGCCUACAGAGAGAGACUAAAAGUGGCUACCAAGCUGGCAAGAAGGAGACCAAAGAUUUGUAUGCCCCAAAGCAAGGGCCAAAGAGCAUCAAAGGCAAAAAGGGGAGGAAGGGCAAGCCUCCAAAGGCACCCAAACCUCUUGGGGAGGAAGAGGAGGUCAGCCUCCAAAAGAGCCUGAAAUUCAACAUUGACGGGGUUAACGACAGCCCCAGGAUCCACCUGCCCUUGACCUACCCACCUGGUAGCCCAGACUUGGGCAGACAUUACCGCUCCAAUUCACCUCUGCCCUCCAUUCAGCUCCAGGCCCAAUCUCCAUCUGCCUCCCAGAAGCACCAGGCUGUCCAAGACCUACCUGCCACCAAUACCUUUGUGGGAACAGGAGGAGACGACAACUCUACCGGCUCUGACCAGUACUCGGAUUACAGUUACAAGACCAAUCAGCCAAAAUACAGCACAAAAUCGCUGCCGCACCGCAGAGUGACGUUCUCGACGGCCAAUCCCGUGCAGGACCUGCAGGACACCUCCCAGCAGAGUUACUACGACAGCGGCCUGGAGGAGUCCGAGACCCCCAGCAGCAAGAGCUCCUCCGGCCCCCGCAUCGGACCGCUGGCCCUGCCCGAAGACCACUACGAGCGGACCAUGCCCGACGGCAGCAUCGGGGAGAUGGAGCACCCCGAGAAUGACAUUCGCUCACUGCCAGACGUUGCCAUGACGGGGAACUGCAGUCAGGAGUGCAGUGAGCUGGGCCACUCGGAUGCGUGCUGGAUGCCGGGCCAGGCGUCGCCCGUGCGGAAGGGCCGCAACCCUCCCAAACUCUCCACCUUUGUGCCUUACCAGGAGAGAGGGAGCCUGGGCCGGCUGGCCAACGGCAGUGCCCGGCUCGGCAGUGACGAGCACCGGCCACGCCUCCCCCCCUCCCGCAGUGCCUACUCCAGCAAUGACCACGCCCCCAGUGACCACACCCCACUGGAGGAGGUGCCUCUGAGCGUCACCUCCGAGUUCCCGCCCACCAGCCCCACCUCCAACCACGCCCCCAAACGAGAAAUAUACCUGUGAGCAAAAGUGCCACCUGUACCUGAUUGACGCUCAUCAGAAGAAGUCUCAGAGAUGCACAGCUCAGAACAACUACGCGGAAGCAUCGGACGUGGCUGAAAUACCAGUUGAAUAGCAAAUUCAGGCUCUUAGUGAACAACAAAGUGUGAUUGUCAGUGUAUUUAUAUUUCUAUUUAUUUAUUCAUUUAUUCAUUCAUGAAUUCAUCUAUUUAUUAACUAGAUGACAUUUUUUUACUGUCAUAUCUCGAAAUACGUUACUUUCGCACACGUAUCAUGAACCACGCAAAAAGCAAACAAAAAAACAAACAAAAAAAAAAACAACCCAGCUUUGUUGUGACUGGCUUUAGCUUGAUUAGCCUGUGGAAUGUUUACUGGACCUUUUUAAACGGUGUGACCUGUGCUGUAGUGCCAGAAGCCCCUGCACAGACGGCCAGUGAGGUCCGGCCAUGGAGCCUCUGCCAUCUUAGGCUCCCCCUCCAAAUGCAGGGGCCUUAGUACAUGUACAGCCAUGUAAAUACAUUUGUAUGGUGUGUAUAUAUGAAUAUUACUACCGGGGAUCAAAGAUAAAAUAAAAUGAAAUUGAAAAAAAAAGAUUAAAAAGAGGGAAAAAAAGCGACAUAGUAAAUGAAGCACCCUGUGGUGUUGGGGCAUGCGUGCAUAGGUGUUGGGGCAUGCGUAUGUUGGUGUUUGGGGAUGCAUGUGGUGUUGUUGGGGGAUGUGUAUGGUGGUGCCAAAGGAUGCGUGUGUUGGUGUUGGGGGAUGCAUGUGUUGGUGUUGGGGGAUGCG
Molecule: messenger RNA, 4986 nt
Organism: Electrophorus electricus (electric eel)
Lineage: Eukaryota; Metazoa; Chordata; Actinopteri; Gymnotiformes; Gymnotidae
Gene: pcdh1a
Product: protocadherin 1a
Biological process (GO): homophilic cell-cell adhesion
Cellular component (GO): plasma membrane
Molecular function (GO): calcium ion binding
Source: RefSeq, a predicted model, not a curated record